CUGAUCAAGCAAAUAUUAAUGGGAGCCAAACUCACAGUUAUAGAAAAUAGGUGCAACGAUGAUAUUGAAAUUAGAAUUUGGGUUCCUCCGGCUCGACCGGACAAAUUUGAAAGAAUUAUCAGGAUUGAAGCUAAAGGUGGUUGGAAGGAAGUGAAUUCGAAAAAUUUCAUCGAUGGAGACACUAAUACUUUGUUAAUGAUUUAUGUUGAUGGUGUUUAUACAGGAAAUUACAUUCUUCCAAUGCAUAUGUUGAAAUAUGCGAAAGUCAUCUGCGACACUAAUGAAAAUGGAAAUUUUGUUGUUCAAGGAAUCAAACCAACAUUCAACUUCUGCAGAUUCAAGGGUUGCGCAUUUUUUCCCUAUCUCAGAGGAAACAAAAAGGAGACGUUAUGAACCUGCAGUACUAUUUAAGUUUGGUAUUUUGAAUUGAUGGAAUGUUCAAAUUCACAAGUAUGAAGUUUUGAUGAUAGACAAAGAUAAUGAAGAACCAAGAUCCUUUGACGAUUUUAAUUAUGAAAGCCUAAUUAACAAGGAAUCAAUUUCGUUGUGUGAAUCAAUUUUGGUUGCCGCACAUACAAGGAUUCCAACUCUAUUUUGCACAAUCUGAAGAAUGAAAUUUCAGCAGAGCAACGUAGAAGAAAGAAGAACUAGUGAGUAGUGUAUUCUUUCUGUCGUUGUUCAUAUUGUUCCAGAGUUAUUAUUGAAUUGUAAUAAAUCCUAGAUUGAAGUGAGUAAUUGAAGUUGUGAGGUUUGUAACAAGAGGAAAGUUGAUCUUCUUGGUGAUCAUUCCCAUUCCCUUAGAUUGUUCUUUCUAAUCUGAAGCCACUCUUGAAUUUAGUGAAAUUUGAUU
Messenger RNA from Solanum dulcamara, 850 nucleotides. RefSeq lists its product as uncharacterized. The record is from RefSeq and is a predicted model, not a curated record. The transcript is spliced from 2 exons. NCBI's taxonomy places the organism in Eukaryota, Viridiplantae, Streptophyta, Magnoliopsida, Solanales, Solanaceae. Bases 19 to 393 code for a protein of 124 amino acids.